Macadamia integrifolia is the source of this 1760-nucleotide messenger RNA. Its product is annotated as cytochrome P450 CYP82D47-like. Lineage: Eukaryota; Viridiplantae; Streptophyta; Magnoliopsida; Proteales; Proteaceae. The coding region runs from base 46 to 1626 and encodes 526 amino acids. Gene Ontology annotation, biological process: defense response to other organism. The transcript is spliced from 2 exons. The record is from RefSeq and is a predicted model, not a curated record. Gene Ontology annotation, molecular function: iron ion binding; heme binding; monooxygenase activity.
CCUUCCCUUUGCUAUUCUCAAAUUUGAAGCAAGUUAAGCCACUCAAUGGAGUUGCUGCUCCAACUCCAAGCCAUCGGUGCUCUCUCAGCUCUAGCUCUCUUCUACCAUCUAUGGAUCUCAAAAGCGACCUUUAUUAACAGGAGUAAGCCCACACAUGCCCCGGAACCACCAGGAGCAUGGCCUAUAAUCGGUCAUCUCCUUCAGUUAACAACCCCUGAGCAGCCCCUCUUUCGGACACUUGCAGCCAUGGCAGACAAGUACGGACCAGCCUUCACCGUCCGAUUUGGUGUCUACCGUACACUUGUCAUCAGCAAUUGGGAGUUAGCCAAGGAUUGCUUCACCAUAAACGAUAGGGCUCUUGCAAACCGUCCAAGAAGUGCCUCAAGCAACCACUUGAGCUAUAACUAUGCAUUCAUGGGUUUAGCACCUUAUGGACCUUACUGGCGUGAGGUUCGCAAGUGGAUGGUUCUUGAGCUGCUCUCAAACCGCCGGCUUGAGUCACUCCGGCACGUCCGAUAUGCAGAGAUUGACAAUUUUAUUAAGGAUCUACAUGGGCACUGGGUGAGAAACAAGAAGAAUCAGAUUAAGGUUGAAAUGAAUCGAUUGUUUCGAGAUCUAACCAUGAAUAAUGUGCUCAAGAUGGUUGUGGGAAGAAGAUAUUUCAGUGUUCUUAAUGCCAAGAACAAUGAAGAGGUUCAGAGGAUCCAAAGUGUCAUAGUUGAGUUCUUUAAAUUCAUAGCUGUCUCGGUUGCAUCAGAUGUGCUUCCCAGUUUCUUAUCAUGGUUGGACUGGGAUGGGCAACAAAGGGCAAUGAAGAAAACUGCUAAGGAUAUGGAUGAACUCGCUGAGAGGUGGCUCGAAGAGCAUCGGCAAAAGAGACUAUAUGGAAAGGUUGAUGGUGAUGAGCAAGACUUCAUUGAUGUGAUGCUUUCAAUUCUUGAGGAAGAUACUCAAUUACACGGUCAUGAUCGUGAUACAAUAGUAAAGGCAACGGCACUGAAUUUGAUUAUAGCAGCUACUGAUACAACUGCAGUAUCCCUUUCAUGGCUUCUUUCUCUAUUACUAAACCACAAGGAAGUCCUAACAAAGGCUCAAGAUGAAUUGGACUUCCAUGUUGGGAAGGAAAGGAAUGUGGAAGAAAAAGACAUUGAAAACCUUGUGUAUCUCCAAGCAAUUAUCAAGGAAACACUUCGUCUAUACCCACCAGGACCACUAUUAGUUCCCCAUGAAGCCAGGGAAGACUGCACCUUUUCAAGUGGCUUUAGAGUCACAAAAGGAACACAUGUGUUGGUGAAUGCUUGGAAGAUACACAGAGACCCGCGUGUGUGGUUGAACCCUUUGGAAUUCCAGCCAGAGAGGUUUCUUACAUGUCAUGCUGAAGUAGACACAAGAGGGAAAAACUUUGAGUAUAUUCCUUUCGGGUCUGGCAGAAGAUCCUGCCCGGGUAUCUUGUUUGCCCUCCAGACCAUGAGCAUGACGAUUGCCCGCUUGCUUCAUGGGUUCAAUCUGCAAACACCACAGGGUCAGCUAGUGGAUCUAACUGAGGGCAUUGGUUUAACACUGCCCAAGAAACUCCCAUUGGAAGUCCUCCUUAGCCCUCGACUUCCUUCCCAUCUGUAUGAAUAAGAUUUUUUUUUUUUUUUUUUUUAAAUGUUAUGUUAUGUUUUGUUAUAGCCAAAGCUUUAGGUAACAUUUGGGAUUUACUUUAAUGUUAAAAUAUGUUCUGUCUUUUCAAUAAUAAAUUAAGGGGAGAGGUUUUG